GUAAGUUGGAGAUGCCCGUUGGGUUAUAAAGGGAGUGGACACCGCCUUUAGAUGAUGCUUCACAUUCCGUUGUGCUUUACGUACCUCUUACCUAAAGUAUAGGGCCGCGUCUGCCGCGAAGCUAGCUUGUGUGUCAAGAUGAAGCUUUUAGCGGCGCUGUGGUUACCCUAUGUAACCUUAUCUUACGCAUCAUGGGUUCCCACGCCACCGGCGUUCUCCCAAGAUCUCGAUCCGCGUUGGCAAAAGCAAUCAAGUCGCCGUCAAGGAAAUGCCCUUUCGGAGUGGCCUUAUGGCCCCUUUAGAACUAAAGGGAGGGAUAUUGUAAAUAGUCGGGAUGAAGCAAUUACUUGGGCUGGUGUGAAUUGGCCUAUGAGUGGCGAGACGAUGAUACCAGAAGGGUUAGAGUGGAAGUCCGCAGAAGACAUCCUAGACGAUGUUGUUGGAGUUGGCUUUAAUUUCAUCCGCAUGGGAUAUGCGAUCCAAAUGGUUGACGAAAUAUACGACCGAGGAGGCGACGACGUACCCCUCGAGGUUGCUAUGAUCGUCGCUCUUGGGUACGAGAACGGCACUAAAGUCACUAACGAUAUUAUUGCCAAAAACCCUAACUGGACUCGUGAGACAACUCGUUUUGAGAUCUGGUCGGAUAUCGCCAGCAUUGCCGCAUCCAAGGGCGUGUAUAUCCAUCCCGACGUCCAUGUUGGCAAAGCUCAAUGGUGCUGCAGCCACACCGACGGAAACGCCUGGUUUGAUGACGUGAACUUCAGCGCUUCCAACUGGAGACGUGGACUUUCUUACAUUGCAACUUGGGCUAAGAACCACCCCAACAUUGUUUCCAUGUCGCUGCGAAACGAACUACGCGAAUCCUGGAACCGCACCGACUUGUACUACAACUGGGAGACGCUCGUGGGCAACAUGAGCGCGGGAGCGGACGCGAUCCACGCGGCGAACCGGGAUCUGCUCAUCACGUGGUCGGGCAUGCAGUACGACGAGGACCUGUCGGCGCUGACGACGGGGAAAAACAUCCUCACGGCGCCGUGCUACAAGUGCACGGCGAUCCGCGACGCGCACCGCCGGGACCCCGUGUACUUCGACCUCGACAGCCACCCGUGGGCGGACAAGAUCGUGUGGGAGCUGCACCUGUACCCGAUGAGCGAGGACGUGGACACGGGGACCUGCGAGGCGAUCGAGGCGGGGCUGUACCGGCACGGGUUCAACGCGCUGGGGAUCGAGCGGCCGGCCGGGUGCGAGGUCACAGGGGACUGCGCGCCGGCGCAGCGGCUGACGCCCGUGAUAUUCUCCGAGUUCGGCAACGCGCAGGACGCGACGCUGUACAACAGCACGGUGCAGAGCUGCAUCCGCGGGUUCACGGAGAGGCACGGCGUCGGCUGGAUGAUGUGGAGCCUCGCGGGCAGCUACCGCGUGCGCUCCGGCGUCCAGGGCCUCGUGGAUACUUGGGGCUUGACGAACGCCGACUGGUCCGCUUGGAGGGACCCGGAUACGGUGGAGAAUUACUGGAAGCCCUGGGUUGCGGCUAUGAAUUUGACGAGGAAGGGAUGAUAUGAGUAAGUAAGUAAGCUGAAUGUGUUAUAUAGAGGUACGUAGGUAUACGAUAUGAAAUAUCAUGUGAAUAUGCCACGAAGUUUGCCGAUAUUUUGAAUCCGCCCAGGUAGA
Molecule: messenger RNA, 1671 nt
Organism: Daldinia caldariorum
Lineage: Eukaryota; Fungi; Ascomycota; Sordariomycetes; Xylariales; Hypoxylaceae
Product: glycoside hydrolase family 5 protein
Exons: 3
Coding region: 139-1557 (472 amino acids)
Source: RefSeq, a predicted model, not a curated record